This is a messenger RNA of Empidonax traillii (willow flycatcher), 6973 nucleotides long. RefSeq names its product thyroglobulin-like. The transcript has 40 exons. Gene Ontology annotation, biological process: thyroid hormone generation. The annotation marks the transcript as partial. The record is from RefSeq and is a predicted model, not a curated record. NCBI's taxonomy places the organism in Eukaryota, Metazoa, Chordata, Aves, Passeriformes, Tyrannidae.
GCCCGAGUGCUUGCCAAGUAACAGCGGGUCAGGAGCUUCUAAAGGCUGUGAGGCUGCUGUUGUCAGAGCCAAGCGCUGUGUCUCAGCUGUCCAGCAUUUACCUCCCACAGUGUGAUGCCGAGGGCGCCUGGAGGCAGGUGCAGUGCAGUGGCCCUCCCGAGCAGGCCUUCGAGUGGUACGAAAGGUGGAUUGCAGAGAACAACGAGGGCCAACCCCUGCCCAUUGCUGAUCUGCUGAGCAUCAUAGCUGGAUAUAAAGAGGCGUCAUCUAAGGGCUUUUCAGCUUUUGUUCAAGCUUUGUACGAGGCUGAGCACCAGAAUGUCUUUCCCACAUUUGCCCCGUACUCCUCCUUCACGGAUCUCCCACCUGAGGUGCUGGAGGGAAACUUGACCACAGCAUCUGAGAACGUUUUGCUGGAUCCAUAUACUUUCUGGCAGCUUCUGAAUGGGCAGCUGACAUAUUACCCAGGACCCUAUACUGAUUUCAGUGCUCCAUUGGGCCACUUUGAACUUCGUGAUUGCUGGUGUGUUGAUAGCAAAGGAGAAGAGCUGCAAGGAACAAAGGCAGGAGUGAAUCAGGUUCCUGCAUGCCCGAGUGCUUGCCAAGUAACAGCGGGUCAGGAGCUUCUAAAGGCUGUGAGGCUGCUGUUGUCAGAGCCAAGCGCUGUGUCUCAGCUGUCCAGCAUUUACCUCCCACAGUGUGAUGCCGAGGGCGCCUGGAGGCAGGUGCAGUGCAGUGGCCCUCCCGAGCAGGCCUUCGAGUGGUACGAAAGGUGGAUCGCAGAGAACAACGAGGGCCAACCCCUGCCCAUUGCUGAUCUGCUGAGCAUCAUAGCUGGAUAUAAAGAGGCGUCAUCUAAGGGCUUUUCAGCUUUUGUUCAAGCUUUGUACGAGGCUGAGCACCAGAAUGUCUUUCCCACAUUUGCCACGUACUCCUCCUUCACGGAUCUCCCACCUGAGGUGCUGGAGGGAAACUUGACCACGGCAUCUCAGAACGUUUUGCUGGAUCCAUAUACUUUCUGGCAGCUUCUGAAUGGGCAGCUGACAUAUUACCCAGGACCCUAUACUGAUUUCAGUGCUCCAUUGGGCCACUUUGAACUUCGUGAUUGCUGGUGUGUUGAUAGCAAAGGAGAAGAGCUGCAAGGAACAAAGGCAGGAGUGAAUCAGGUUCCUGCAUGUCCUGGUAUAUGUGAAGGUGUGAGGCAGAAAGCCAUGAAAUUUAUGGAGGAGGCAGAGCAGCUCAUCUUAGCCUCAAAUGAGUCCCACUUUGCUUUUGGAGAGAGCUUCUUGAUGGCAAAAGGGAUACAGCUCACAGACAGGGACCUCCUGCGCUCUGCUCGGCCCUAUGAGUCACAGACACUGAUCUCCCAAAAGCUGCUCUCAGGCAGUGACUCUGCUCUCCAGCUGGCUGCAUGGUCAGUCCUGCACUUCUACUGGCAGACUCACUUUUCUUCAAAAGGUUAUGCUGGGGAAGCAGCACAGCUGGGAUUUCUCCCUUACAUCCCACAGUGUGAUGGCCUGGGAAACUGGGAGCCAACUCAGUGCUAUGAGAGCACAGGUCAUUGCUGGUGUGUGGAUGAAAGAGGACGUUAUGUCAUGGAUUCCUUGGUCUCACGCUCAGCAGAACUUCCCAAAUGCCAGACUUCAUGUCAGCGAUCUCAAACCAAUGCGUUAAUUUCCAACUGGAGACAGAGUGGCUCAAAGCUGGAUGUGUCUGCAGCUGAUCUGUUCAUCCCCGACUGCCUUGAGACAGGAGAAUACUCUGUGCUACAGAGAUCCAGCACAGGUAUUUGGUGUGUGGAUCCUGCGUCAGGAGAAGUAUUUCAGCGUGGCAGCAAGGCCUUGGAUGGCAAUCCCGAGUGUCCCAGUUUCUGUAGUGUGCUGAAGUCUAAAACUGUUUCACGAGACUCUGCCAAAGGCUACAUCCCCCAGUGUGAGGGGGAGGAUGGGAGUUUCUCGCCUGUGCAGUGCAGCCAGGACCAGGAGAGCUGCUGGUGUGUCUUUGGCAACGGAGAGGAGGUGCCAGGGACACGAGUGAGCGGAGGGAGACCAGCGUGUGCAAGUCCACUGUGUGCUCUGCCCUUCGGUGCCUCAUCUCUUCCCAACGGAGCUGUAUUUUGUGAAAACGUUUCUGGACAAGCUCCAGGUGUCCAGCAGUGCCAGCUGGUGUGUCGUCAGGGCUUCCACAGCGCCUCUUCCAGCACCUCCUUCCAGUGUGAUGUGCAGCAGCGGCGGUGGGUCCAGGCUGCCCCGCUCCUCCAGGCCUGCCAGAAGCUCCAAUUAUUUCAGACAGUCCAAGCUCAAACACACUUCCAACUACUGCUGCCUCCUGAGAAGACAUGUAGUUCUGACUACUCUGGAUUACUCCAGGCAUUCCAGAUAUUUAUUUUAGAUGAGUUGAAGGCUCGUGGUUUAUGUCAUCUCCAGGUAAAUGCAUUUGGGAGUAUUGGCUCAGUUUCUGUCUGUGAUGAUUCCACUGUCUAUGUUGAAUGCCUGAGCACGGACCGCCUGGGAGUGAAUGUCACGUGGAGGACUCAGCUGGAAAACAUCCCGACAGCUUCUCUCCCUGACUUACAUGAUAUUGAAAAUGCAAUCGUUGGGGAAAAUCUCAUUGGAGCAUUUAUAAAAGAGAUUAAGGAUGGUGUUUUUCUGCUGCAUUUGGACUCCAAGCAGUUCCAAGCAGAUUCUGUAGUUGAUUUUCCCCGGGAUGAAGAGUUUGAUCUGUCUCCACGUGUGCAACUGGGAUGCAGAAGUGGGUUUAGAAGGAUUUCAUCUCCAGGGAAAGCAGUCCCAAGCUCGCAAGGAUGUGUUGUUUGUCCUCCAGGCAGUCAUUUCCAGGACAAUGAAUGCAUUCCCUGCCCUCUUGGCUACUAUCAGGAGCAGACAGGACGUUCCUCCUGUAUCAAGUGUCCUGUGGGCAAAACUACCAACUCCUAUGGGGCAGUCAGUACUGAUCACUGUAUCACAUACUGUCAGAGCAAUGAGGAGGGUCUGCAGUGUGAUGAAGAUGGCCAGUAUAGACCUUCCCAGAAAGACCCUGACACUAAGAAAUACUUCUGUGUCAAUAACUUUGGAGCAGCACUGGACUGGACUGGAACUGAGGAUCUCCUUACAGAUGACCAGUGCACGGUGCUCAGAAAAUUUGAGAGAGUUCCUUCUUCCCGUCUCAUUUAUGGAUCAGAAGAAGCUCAAAUUCUUCAGUCUCAGUCAUUUGGAGGAGACCUGCAAAAUGCAUAUUUUCAGUGCAUUUCAGGCUGCGAGAGGGAAGAUGCAUGUGGCUUUGCAACUGUAACUUCUGCUGGCGCUGAAGUUCUCUGUGAAUUGUACAGUGCUGCUGAAGUCAACUUCAACUGCACCACCUCUGGAUUGGUACAAGGUGUCUUGGGGAACCCUUCUGCCACUGGCGUUGGUGGCCUCAGCUGCCUGCUUCGUAUCAGGAAUCCAGAAGGAGAUGCACUGAUGGUCUAUUUGAAGAGAGGACAGGAGUUUAACUCGUCUGGACUCAAGGCCUUUGAGAGGACGGGUUUUCAGAACGUGCUGUCAGGCGUGUACCGCUCCGUGGUGCUCCCAGCGACCGCGGCGUCGCUGACGGACGCUCAGCUCCUGUGCCGGCAGCUCUGCAGUGGGGACUCCUGCUGCGACGGCUUCAUCCUGAGCCACACUGCCCUGGGGGGAGGUACCAUUCUGUGUAGUUUGCUGAGCUCCCCAGACGUGCUGAUCUGCGAUGGAAGUGUGUGGAGUCCAACACCAACCUCUGUCAUAGGUGGGAUAUGUAAUGGUGUGAACUACGACGAAAACGAGAAGACAUUUUCCUUCACCCUGGGAGGACAAGUGUUCAGUGGAACUUCUGAGUUGGUGAAAGAGGCAGAAAGAAAUUUUACAACCUUUCAGCAAGUUUACCUGUGGAGAGAUUCUGAUAUGGUCACACGGACUAAAACCUCUGAGUGUGGUGCUUCUGCUGCUUUGGAGACAGAGAGUGAUUUAGCAUUGUCAGAUUCCACAAAGGAUCUUUUCUACCUAGUGGACAACAGCCAGAUACAAAGUGACCAGAACUAUUCUCUCCCUUACCAGCAGUAUUGGAUCUUCAGUCAGAAAUACUCAGCUGAGGAAGCUGUGCUUUGGUGUCUCACACGCUGUGCCCAGGAAGAUGAGUUUUGUCGGAUGGCAGAUCUUCAAAACACCACAGACAAAUACUCUGUGUGUACCCUCUAUCCAGAGGCACAGAUUUGUGACAGCAGCGUUGAUCAAACACCAGGGAACUGUCCAACUGUGCUGCCCCGGCAACCACAGACACUGUAUCGUAAAACAGUCACUCUUCAAAGUUCUGUGAAGAGCUUCUACACACGUGUACCAUUCCGGAAAGUAGCAGGAAUCUCAGUGAGGAAUAAGACUGACAUGAGCAGAAAAGCUGUUUCAGAUGGGUUUUUUGAAUGUGAGCGUUGGUGUGAUGCUGACCCCUGUUGCACAGGAUUUGGCUUUUUUAAUAACUCCCAGCUGUCAGGUGGAAAGAUCGUGUGCGUGACUCUGAACAGCCUUGGAAUCCAGACAUGUGCUGAGGAAACAAGAAGUGCUUGGCACAUUUCAAACUGUAAUUCUCCAGAUGCUGAAGUCAGAAUACACCCAUUUGGCUGGUAUCAGAAGCCUGCUGACUUGAAGAGCACCAUGCCUGACCUCUGUCCACCUGUUAGUUUACCUCUCAGGCCAGAAAGUACAGAGAUUUUGGAUGUAUGGCAACCCUUAAAUGUGUCCUCUGUUGUCGUGGAUUCAUCCAUCUCAAACUUUGAAGUUGUGCAAGUUAGUAGAGACAUAUCCAAUUACUUCUCCACUGCCAGAGACUUUUGCCUAUCUGCUUGUUCAAAGAACCAGUCAUGUACAGUGGUUACACUGGAAAUCCAGCCUUCAGCAAUAAGAUGCGUUUUCUACCCUGACACGCAGAUCUGCACACACGGCCUGCAAGGGCACAGCUGCCGAGUUUUACUCAAAGAACCUGCCACCUAUAUCUACAGGAGACAAGAUUUAUUCCUGCCCGUUUCUGAAUCGUAUUUGACCCCAUCAGUGUACAUCCCGUCCCAUGGAGAUCUGUUGGGCAAAUCCCGGGUGAUCCGCAUUGGCUCGGAAUGGAGAAAUAUCAGCCAGUUCCUGGGGGUCCCAUACGCUGCCCCUCCCCUUGCAGAGAGGCGCUUCAGUCCCCCAGAACCUUCUGCUUGGGUGGAAACCUGGAAUGCCACAGUGGCUCGGGCAGCGUGUUGGCAGCCAGGAGAUGGAGAGGCCCCGUCACAGUCUGUCAGUGAAGACUGCCUGUAUCUGAACAUCUUUGUUCCUGCCACCUCUGUCAAAAACAUGUCAGUGUUGCUGUUCUUCCACAAUGGAGGGAGUUACAAUGCUGAGGAGGGAAAAAUAACCUUGGAUGGAUCCUACCUUGCUGCCGUCGGUAAUGUCAUUGUCGUGACAGCAAACUACCGGGUCGGUGUCUUUGGCUUCCUUAGUACUGGUUCUGCUGAGGCGAGUGGGAAUGCUGGCCUUUUGGAUCAGCUGGCAGCUUUGAAGUGGGUGCAGCAGAACAUUGCUGGCUUUGGAGGAGACCCCAGCAGGGUUUCUUUGGGAGCUGACCGUGGUGGGGCAGACAUCACCAGCAUUCACCUGCUCACACAGACAGCAGAUACUGACCUUUUCAGGAGGGUGUUGUUGAUGGGAGGUUCAGCUUUUUCUCCAGCAUCCAUUAUUACUACAAGCAGAGCACAGACCCAAGCAGCAGUCCUGGCUGAAGAUGUGGGAUGCCCUUCAUCCACCAGUGAGGAAAUUGUAGCCUGCCUCCGCCAGUUGCCUGCUCGUGUCCUCAAUGAUGCACAGACUAAGCUGCUAGCUAUAAGUGGCCCAUUCCAGUACUGGGGGCCAGUGGUGGAUGGAAUUUACCUGCGGGAACCUUUAGCCAAAGCCCUGCGGCGCCCUCAGCUUCGGAAGGUAGAUCUGCUCAUUGGAAGUGCUCAGCAAGAUGGGCUCAUCAGCAGAGCUAAGGCAAUUAAGAAAUUUGAAGAAAGUCAAGGAAGAGCCAACAGCAAAACAGCCUUUUAUCAGGCUCUGCAAAAUUCUCUAGGAGGAGAAGAGUCCAACUCGUUCAUUGAAGAUGCAGCAACAUGGUAUUACUCCCUCGAACACUCAACUGAUGAUUAUUCGUCCUUUUCCAGGGCUUUGGAAAAUGCCACCCGUGACCAAUUUAUCACAUGUCCCAUCAUAAACAUGGCCAGUUACUGGGCUGCUGCCUCGCGAGGAAACGUCUUCAUGUACCACGUACCUGAGAGCUCCUCACAGAGCAGCUCGGGUCAGGAGCUCUUGCUGGAUGUUCAGUAUGCAUUUGGUCUACCAUUCUACCCGAAGUAUGAACAGCAAUUUACUCUGGAAGAAAAGGGCCUUUCCUUGCAAAUUAUGCAGUAUAUCUCCAAUUUUGUAAACUCUGGAAAUCCAAACUACCUUCAUAGCUUCUCCAGGAGGAUGUUGGGGGUGAUGCCACUCUGGCCUAUGUAUCUGUCAAGUGAUGAUGGUGAUAACUACAAGGAGUUCACUGUUUCUUUACCAACUCUUAAAGGAUUGAAAAAAGCAAACUGUUCCUUUUGGUCUGAUUAUAUCAGAAGGCUGAAAGCAUCCACAGGAAGUACAAGUGAUGGAGACUCAUCUGGUGAAAACAGCCCUAGUGAAGCUCCCAGUGAAGGACUUACCUCCCUGGAGAGCCAGCCCCUGGGAGACAGGGUGUCUUACAGCAGAUAGGAAAUCACAGUGCUAUCAGAUGGGUUUAUCACACGUUAUACAUCCACACAAACAUCUCACACCAGAUGAACGAGCUGCUUCCUUUAGUUAACUUUCUGAACAAGUAAAGUAGACCUCUCAAUGAAGUAGUUUUUUGAGAAAAUUGGUGAAUAUGGCACAAAAUAAGCACUACAGCUAUUGUUUAAGGUCAAAAGAAACUGUAAUUUGAAAAA